This is a messenger RNA of Amblyraja radiata (thorny skate), 4889 nucleotides long. RefSeq names its product transient receptor potential cation channel, subfamily M, member 5 (gene trpm5). Gene Ontology annotation, cellular component: plasma membrane. The transcript has 26 exons. Lineage: Eukaryota; Metazoa; Chordata; Chondrichthyes; Rajiformes; Rajidae. Bases 41 to 3733 code for a protein of 1230 amino acids. The record is from RefSeq and is a predicted model, not a curated record. Gene Ontology annotation, biological process: calcium ion transmembrane transport. Gene Ontology annotation, molecular function: ligand-gated calcium channel activity; calcium-activated cation channel activity.
GCCUCUACACACAGUGGAGAGAACUUGUCAAAGAGGCGAGAUGACCAGCAUGGAGCAUUUACACCCGACCUCUAUUGUUAAUAAAGAAGAAUGUAAUACAGGUGAGAAGAGGUUAGAGUCACAAUUCAGCAUGAUUGGAGACAGCGCAAAUCAAUGUCUACAAUUUGGACUGGAAGAAAUAGACACAGGACAGGAACUAACAAGAAAGAACAUCUACAAUGAUUGCAGUGAUGAAGAGCCAGUUGAAAGGGAAUCCAUCUGUAGUACCGGUGAAAUUGAGUUUUUAGGAUUUGGCAAGAAGUAUGGUAAGUUUGUGCAGGUGUCUUCUAACACUCCCCCAUGUGUCAUAUUUGACUUGCUGACCAAGGAGUGGAAUGUGCCCGUCCCAAACCUCGUUGUUUCGAUUGUUGGAGGAGAGGAUAAUGUUUUGUUAAAGCCAUGGCUUCAGAAUGCUCUUCGGAAAGGUCUGGUGAAAGCUGCUCAAAGCACAGGGGCGUGGAUUAUUACAAGAGGCCUGCGGGCAGGGAUCACCAAACUCAUAGGGGAAGCAGUCCGUGAUCAUGCCUUGGCCAGCACUUCCGCCAAAAUCAAAGUCUUCGCAAUUGGAAUCUCGCCAUUGGGAAUCAUUUCUGACUGUGAAGCCUUAGACGAUGUUAAGGAGCACAGUCCAGCAGUCUACCGGGUUGAUGACACAGCACAAGGUCCUCUCUACUCCUUGGACAACAACCACUCCCACUUCAUACUGGUGGAUGAAAAGACUCCCAAUGGCACCACUAAGCUUUGGCUGAAACUGCUGAAGCACAUUUCAGAACAGCGGACAGGCUACGCAGGUACUGGCAGCAUUGAAAUUCCUGUACUUUGCUUUCUUGUACAUGGCCACCCGGAAAUCUUGCAGAAAGUGCACCAGGGGAUGGAGAAUUAUGUCCCAUGGUUAAUCUUGGCUGGAUCAGGGGGCAUUGCUGAUGUCAUCGCUUCAUUGAUGCAUGGACCCGUGGUUUUCGAAACUGUGGAAGAGCAGCUUAUCGAAAAAUUCCCCAGAGAAACCUUCACCAAAGAAAAUAUUCUCAUAUGGACCAAACUGAUUCAAAAUAUUAUGGCCAAAGAACAUAUCUUAACAGUGCAUAACUCUGAGCAGGAGAACUCGGAGGAGAUGGAUACCAUUAUCCUGAAAGCCCUUGUCAAAGCCUGCAAAAGUCAAACCAAUGAAGCGCAGGAGUACCUGGAUGAACUGAAACUUGCUGUUGCCUGGAACAGGGUAGAUAUUGCCAAGAGUGAGAUCUUCAAUGGUGAUGUGGAGUGGAAGUCUUGUGACCUGGAAGAUGUAAUGAUGGAUGCCUUGGUGAAUGACAAACCACAGUUUGUUCGGCUCUUCAUUGAUAAUGGGAUGAACAUGUAUGACUUCCUCACUUAUGGCCGGCUCCAAGAACUCUAUCGUUCCAUCUCACAGAAGUGCCUUCUCUACGAGCUGUUGCUGAGAAAGCUUGAGGAGCACAGGCUCACUAUAACAGGCAUUAACACUCCUUCGCAUCGGGACUUCCCAGAAAAUAAACCUAAGUUCACCCUGUGUGAAGUGUCCAAGGUGCUGAAAGAUUUCCUGCACGAUGCCUGCAAGGGAAUUUUCCAGGAAUCCAACUCCUCUCGCAAGCACACUGGUGUUAAAAAGUCAAUAGCAGAACUAAACAGCAAGUUACGUGGUCAAAGACCUUUCACAAUGCCUGCCCUAAGCCAAACCUUUGAAAAUCCCUGGCGGGACCUCUUCUUGUGGGCUGUACUACAGAACCGACAGGAGAUGGCCAACUAUUUCUGGGAAAUGGGUCCAGAAGCCGUGCCCGCAGCUCUGGCAGCAUGCAAGAUUUUAAAAGAAAUGGCUCGGCUGGAGUUGGACACCGAGACCGCUCGGAGCAUGAAGAGGGCGAAAUAUGAUCAACUGGCAAUAAACCUGUUUAGCGAGUGUUAUGCCAACAGUGAAGACAGAGCAUUUAACUUGCUGAUCCGUGAGACCAAAUACUGGGGCAAGACCACCUGCCUGCAGUUAGCUAAAGAAGCAGACGCCAAAUCUUUCUUUGCACACGAUGGAGUUCAGGCUCUACUGACUAAAAUCUGGUGGGGCGAGAUGUCUACAGAUACUCCAUUCUGGAAGUUGCUAUCAGGAUUCUGUUGCCCUCCGCUAAUAUUCACAAACCUUAUCACGUUCGGUGCAUAUGACCACAUGUCCACAGAGGAAUCUGACCAGACAAGAGAACAGAACAGUUUUGACAUGGAAAGGGCUUUAAUGCUCCAAGAUAAGGCCAAGAGCAGUGAAGUGGAUGGACAAAGACUUUGCCAAGGAAACGAAUAUUGGGAAUUUAUUAUCCGAAGAUGGAAGAAAUUCUGGGGUGCCCCUGUAACCGUGUUCCUGGGGAAUGUGAUUCUGUAUUUUGCAUUUCUCUCCCUUUUUGCGUAUGUUUUGCUGGUGGAUUUCCAGCCUCCACCGCCCAUCGGUCCUUCUAUGGCAGAGAUAGCACUCUAUUUCUGGGUCUUCACCCUGGCCCUGGAGGAGCUGAGACAGAGCUUUUUCACUGAAGGAAACACUAACAUUGUAAAGAAAUUUAAACUGUAUGUGGAGGAUUCGUGGAAUAAGUGUGACAUGGUGGCCCUGGUAUUGUUCAUAGUGGCAGUGACGUGCAGAAUGUUAUCCGUCACGUAUGAUGCUGGCCGCACAACUUUGUGCCUGGAUUUCAUGGUGUUUGCUCUGCGACUGAUUCACAUCUUUGCCAUCAAUAAGCAGCUGGGGCCAAAGAUUAUUAUCGUGGAACGAAUGAUGAAAGACGUCUUCUUCUUCCUCUUUUUCCUGAGUGUUUGGCUUAUUGCCUAUGGGGUGGCCACUCAGGCACUGAUGCAUCCCAACGAGACUCGUGUGGAUUGGAUCUUCAGGCACGUUCUCUACAGGCCUUACCUUCAGAUAUUUGGCCAGAUCUCACUGGACGAAAUAGACGAAAUUCGGAUGGUUAAUCGAACGUGUAUCGGCAACGGAGCCAACAUUACAGCAACGGGAGUGAACUUGCCCCACUGCAUUAAUCGCUAUGCAAACUGGUUGGUCAUCGUGCUUCUGGUCAUCUUCCUGCUGGUCACUAAUGUACUGCUGCUGAACCUUUUGAUUGCAAUGUUCAGUUAUACCUUCCAGGUGGUACAAGGAAACACAGACAUAUUUUGGAAAUUCCAGCGCUAUAAUCUGAUCGUCGAGUAUCACAGCCGGCCGGCUCUGGCACCGCCCUUCAUCAUCAUCAGUCACCUCAACCUUUUCAUUAGAUCAAUUUUUAAGGAACCGCAACACAAGCGAGAGCAUUUUGAAAAGAAAUUACCCGAGAGCUUGGACCAGAAAAUCAGGAUCUGGGAAUCUGUACAAAAAGAAAAUUAUCUCGCCAACUUGGAAAAGGGGAAGAGAGAAAGCAGCACAGAAAGACUGAAGAAAACCUCCACCAAGGUAGAUUCAUUACUUAAAUCUGUAAAUGGACUUCAUGAGAGGGAAAAACGCCUUGAAAGCCUUGAGACAAAGAUUAAAUAUUGCAGUGAUGUUCUAGCCUGGAUGACUGAAUCCUUUAUUCAACAAAACCUACACUGCAACAGACCUCCUCCAACCAGUGGUGCAGCCCCUGCAGAUUCUCCCAUUCCAGUCUACAAGAAACAACCAGCAGACGUUACUGACUGCCCAGUGGACACUGAAGCAAUGGCCAUGCCCUACAUCGAUAACUAAGGAAACCACUCUGGAACAGAGAAUAAUAAUGAAUGAAUAUUUCACGAGCAUUAAUCUUUGCCCGCUUUGGCAACAACUGCGUCAAAAAAAUACACAUUUUAAACUUGAAUUUUAAUCUGGGAAACUAAGUUGUAGCUUUUUGGAUAAGUAAAGGAAAAUGAAGAGCGAACAAUCAUAUCUUCCAGUAGCGACUGGCAUACAUAUCAGAUCAUUGAUACACUCAGUCAGGGCUGAGGCUCACUGGUCAAAAUGUAAUCCGGAUCACACAACUAAAAUAAUUUACUAUAGUUUUCAACUUUUGCUAGAGUAAAUAUUUAUUUUGGGCAUUGUUUCGCAAGGUGACAAUCAAAGUGACAAGCGAACCUCUCACACAAUGGCUAUAUAAAGUACUUUAACACUUUUAAGCCUCAGGUUGAUUCAUCUUCGAAAAUUCUAGUACCUCUCCCCACUGCAUGACUUGAAUACCUAGACCAACUUUGCAGGACAGUACUGCUGUUGUGCUAAGCUGGCAAAAAAAAUUCCAAAGAGAGAAAUUAAACAUAGUUCAUUAAAUAUAGUGGCAGUUCAUGGCAGACCCAUUGUUUCUGCCCUCUCCUGCCCCCAGUCUCCAACAUUAUCAUUCCGCAGCCCCGCACGACCCAGUUUUACUUUCUCCCCAAAAUCCAUUGUUUCCCCUGGGUCCUGCCCCAAAAGUUCCUCAUUAACGAUCGCAGGCAAUCCAGUUUUCCUUGUAUGCCAACAUCAAGCAACUAAAUUGCUUAUUAUUUUCAGGGUUAUUUCUGGGAACUUGCUGCAUGUAAUUGUGCUGGUCUUAUUUAAGAACAUAAUUAGUAUGGCCCAGGCAGCCCUUCAAAGCCAGCACCGCCAUACGACAAAGUUGUGCCUGUUCCUCUGCUUCUUCCACGUUCCUGCCCAACUAUUAUUUUCACCCUAAUGGUCAAAUGCACAUCCAAGUAAUAUUGUAGGACACAAAUUGAUUUGUCAUUUAUCAAAUACAAAGGCAGUUUCGGUGUUAGCUGUCACAAAGAUUAUUGCACGGCCGUGAUGAAAAUCUAAGCCAUUCCAUUAAAUACCGUUUGACAGCACUGGGCCUGCACUCGCUGGAGUUUAGAAGGAUGUGGGGGGGUUGGGGGGAAGGGACUUCAUUGAAACUUAC